UGCGCUGAGGAAGAGCCGCGAGGCCAAUAUGGCUUCCUGCACCUGGUGACGGUUGAAGAAACGGUGUUAGGUCUCAUGGAGAAGACUCGGGGCGUCGAGGAGACUCCAUCUUCAGAACCUAUGGAAGAGGAGGAGGAAGAGGAGGACGACUUGGAGCUCUUUGGUGGCUAUGACAGUUUCCGGAGCUAUAAUAGCAGUGCAGGCAGCGAGAGCAGCUCCUACCUCGAAGAGUCAAGUGAAGCAGAAAAUGAAGAUCGGGAAGCAGGGGAGCUGCCCACCUCCCCCCUGCAUUUGCUCAGCCCUGGGACUCCCCGCUCCUUGGAUGGCAGUGGUUCUGAGCCAGCUGUCUGUGAGAUGUGUGGUAUCGUGGGUACAAGGGAAGCCUUCUUCUCCAAGACUAAGAGAUUCUGCAGCGUUUCCUGUUCCAGGAGUUACUCCUCCAACUCCAAGAAAGCCAGUAUCUUGGCCAGAUUACAGGGAAAACCACCGACCAAGAAAGCCAAAGUCCUGCACAAGGCAGCCUGGUCUGCCAAAAUCGGAGCCUUCCUCCACUCACAAGGGACAGGACAGCUAGCAGAUGGGACACCGACAGGGCAAGAUGCGCUUGUCCUGGGUUUCGACUGGGGGAAGUUCCUGAAGGAUCACAGUUACAAAGCUGCUCCCGUCAGCUGUUUUAAGCAUGUCCCACUCUAUGACCAGUGGGAGGAUGUGAUGAAGGGGAUGAAAGUGGAGGUGCUCAACAGCGACGCGGUGCUCCCCAGCCGGGUGUACUGGAUCGCCUCCGUCAUCCAGGCCGCAGGGUACCGGGUACUGCUCCGGUAUGAAGGCUUUGAAAAUGACGCCAGCCAUGACUUCUGGUGCAACCUUGGGACAGUGGACGUCCACCCCAUUGGCUGGUGUGCCAUCAACAGCAAGAUCCUGGUGCCCCCACGGACCAUCCAUGCCAAGUUCACCGACUGGAAGGGGUACCUCAUGAAGCGGUUGGUGGGCUCCAGGACACUUCCCGUGGAUUUCCAUAUCAAGAUGGUGGAGAGCAUGAAGUACCCCUUCCGGCAAGGCAUGCGGCUGGAGGUGGUGGACAAGUCCCAGGUGUCCCGGACCCGCAUGGCCGUGGUGGACACAGUAAUCGGGGGUCGCCUUCGGCUCCUCUAUGAAGACGGCGACAGUGAUGACGACUUCUGGUGCCACAUGUGGAGCCCCCUGAUCCACCCAGUGGGCUGGUCACGGCGAGUCGGCCACGGCAUCAAGCUGUCAGAGAGACGCAGUGACAUGGCCCACCAUCCCACCUUCCGGAAGAUCUACUGUGACGCUGUUCCUUACCUGUUCAAGAAGGUUCGAGCUGUCUACACAGAAGGUGGUUGGUUUGAGGAGGGGAUGAAACUGGAAGCCAUUGACCCCCUGAAUCUGGGCAGCAUCUGCGUGGCAACCAUCUGCAAGGUUCUCCUAGACGGCUACCUGAUGAUCUGCGUAGAUGGGGGGCCCUCCACAGAUGGCUCAGACUGGUUCUGUUACCAUGCCUCCUCCCACGCCAUCUUCCCAGCCACCUUCUGCCAAAAGAAUGACAUUGAACUCACGCCCCCGAAAGGCUACGAGGCACACACUUUCAGCUGGGACACCUACUUGGAGAAGACCAAGUCGAAAGCAGCUCCAUCGAGACUCUUUAACAUGGACUGCCCCAACCAUGGCUUCCGGGUGGGCAUGAAGCUGGAGGCCGUGGACCUGAUGGAGCCGCGGCUCAUCUGCGUGGCCACGGUGAAGCGGGUGGUGCACAGGCUCCUCAGCAUCCACUUCGAUGGCUGGGACAGCGAGUACGACCAGUGGGUGGACUGUGAGUCCCCGGACAUCUACCCUGUCGGCUGGUGUGAGCUCACCGGCUACCAGCUCCAGCCACCUGUGGCCGCAGAGCCGACCACACCUCUGAAGGCCAAAGAGGCCACAAAGAAGAAAAAGAAACAGUUUGGGAAGAAAAGGAAAAGAAUACCACCGACCAAGACCCGGCCCCUCAGACAGGGGUCCAAGAAGCCCCUGCUGGAGGGUGACCUGCAGGCUGCAGAGAAGAUCGCGUCAGAUCCUGCUCCAGAAGAGAGUAAGAGCCUCCCGGGCGGGGUCGAGCCAGGGCCGGCCUGCUCGGGCGCUCAGAGGCGGCCCCUCUCCUUCCCCACCUGGGCACAGAAGAGGAGAGUCCAGUGUGAAGGGGUUUCUCCGGGCGCCAAGCAGUCCUUCUUGGGCCCCGGGGCCUGGAGAGCUUCCUGAACACCCACCCCCGCCUCUGAACGCACCCGCACGUCUCCAGCCAGGCCCUCUCCGUCUCCACCGCCUGCCCCACAGGGGGAAGGUGCCAUUCCCACCUCCCCGCCACGUCCCAAGGGCCCCUGCCUUUCCCAGGAGCUUCACGCCCGCUCACCCUGUCCUCCUGCCUC
Enhydra lutris kenyoni (northern sea otter) is the source of this 2420-nucleotide messenger RNA. It is a transcript of the gene L3MBTL2, whose product is annotated as L3MBTL2, polycomb repressive complex 1 subunit. Lineage: Eukaryota; Metazoa; Chordata; Mammalia; Carnivora; Mustelidae. Gene Ontology annotation, molecular function: zinc ion binding. Gene Ontology annotation, biological process: regulation of DNA-templated transcription. Gene Ontology annotation, cellular component: nucleus. The transcript has 16 exons. The record is from RefSeq and is a predicted model, not a curated record. Bases 76 to 2253 code for a protein of 725 amino acids.